This is a messenger RNA of Protopolystoma xenopodis, 336 nucleotides long. The record is from the annotation of a GenBank genome assembly. NCBI's taxonomy places the organism in Eukaryota, Metazoa, Platyhelminthes, Monogenea, Polystomatidea, Polystomatidae.
AUGGCCAACUAUGGUCAGAGUGAUCCAUUCUGCCUGAGUCAGCGAGAAUUGGAAACGGAUAGAUUGAAUACUUUAAUAGAGACAGAUCUUAUUCUUCAACUUGAAGCUCAUCUCCUUGAGGUUGCUGUUCCAUCUUCUGGCCUUGCAUCUGCCUGUCCUCGUCUCCUCGGUCGGCUUGUGCGUAACCAUCCGCAAGGCCCAGUGCGUCAGGUCCCAGCAAUCUGGCUCAACGAGCUUUCUAAACGCACAGAUCGGCUGUGUUUAGCUCGCCGCCUCUGUUCUACUCGACAGCCAGACUUUUUACUUCAAUUAGUUAGGGCUCAAAGUAAGUCUUAG